This is a messenger RNA of Bradysia coprophila, 1529 nucleotides long. RefSeq names its product WD repeat-containing protein 1 l(2)09851. Gene Ontology annotation, molecular function: protein binding. NCBI's taxonomy places the organism in Eukaryota, Metazoa, Arthropoda, Insecta, Diptera, Sciaridae. The record is from RefSeq and is a predicted model, not a curated record. Gene Ontology annotation, cellular component: nucleolus. Gene Ontology annotation, biological process: ribosome biogenesis.
GAGUGAACAUAGUCUGACAUAAGUAUAUGACAUAUUCACACACGUGCGCUCAAAAAUAACCUCCGUCAGUUUGUCAGUUCAUCACUCAAUUUUUACUCAUAAUUUUAACAAAAACCUGGGAAAUGGACAGCAACAUUGAAAUGGAUACAGAUACUAUUCUGGAAGAUGCCGAUAUGGAAGGCGACAGUUCCAGUGAAGAUGAAGGUGGUGAAGAAAAUGUCGAAAAGGGUGUUUACUUACCGGGAAAGCCACUAGAAGAAGAUGAAGAGUUGAUCUGUGACGAGUCGGCCUACGUUAUGUUACAUCAAGCACAUACCGGAGCUCCGUGCCUUAGCUUUGAUGUUAUUCAAGAUAAAUUGGGAGAAAGCCGUGAAUCGUUUCCCAUGACAGCAUACAUUGUUGCUGGAACGCAGGCAGCUAAAGCUCAUGUUAACAGCGUCAUCGUUAUGAAAAUGUCGAAUUUACAUCGUACAAGCAAAGAGCAGAAUGAAGAUGGUGAAGAAGAGGAGGAUGACAGUGACUCGGAUGUUGAUGAUGACGAAGAUGUGGACAGUAUUGAUAAGAAGAAGCCGAAAAUGGAAUGUGCGUUGAUCAAACAUCAAGGAUGUGUAAACAGAAUCCGGACUACUAACAUUGGUGACCAAACAAUCGUAGCUUCAUGGAGCGAGUUAGGUCGCGUGAACAUAUGGAAUGUAACAGAGCAGUUGGAUGUGGUAAAUGACGUCGAAAUGCUGAAGUCAUACGAAAAGGAAGCGAAAGGAGAUUUGGUAAAGCCAACAUACACGUUCAGUGGUCACCAAGAAGAAGGUUACGGAAUUGAUUGGAGUCCGACGGCUCCAGGUGUCUUAGCAAGUGGAGAUUGCCGCAGAGACAUUCACAUUUGGCAACCGUCUGAAGGUGGUACGUGGAAAGUAGACCAAAGACCGUUGAUCGGUCACACAGAGUCAGUUGAAGACUUACAAUGGAGUCCUAACGAGCGAAACGUGUUGGCAUCGUGUUCGGUCGAUAAAACUAUUCGAAUAUGGGAUUGCCGAGCAGCACCAUCCAAGGCAUGUAUGCUCACAUGUGACAAUGCACACGAUAGUGAUAUUAAUGUUAUAAGCUGGAACCGAAACGAACCGCUAAUAGCGAGCGGUGGUGACGACGGAGUCUUGCACAUUUGGGACCUUCGACAAUUCCAAUCAAAAACGCCAGUUGCUUCAUUUAAACAUCAUACCAAUCACAUUACAACAGUUGAAUGGCAUCCCACCGAUUCUACGGUAUUAGCGUCCGGUGGUGCUGAUGAUCAGAUUGCUAUUUGGGAUUUGGCGGUUGAACGAGACACUGAGGCCACCAGUUUGUCAGCACCAACGGAUGAAGGUGAGUUGAACAAUUUACCACCACAGCUGUUGUUUAUACAUCAAGGUCAAACCGAUGUGAAAGAGUUGCACUGGCACAAACAGCUGCCGGGAGUUAUUUUGUCAACGGCACACAGCGGUUUCAAUGUAUUCAAAACGAUUAGUGUGUAAAUAUAAAGAGCUUCAAUCACA